This is a messenger RNA of Fusarium oxysporum Fo47, 273 nucleotides long. RefSeq lists its product as uncharacterized. Lineage: Eukaryota; Fungi; Ascomycota; Sordariomycetes; Hypocreales; Nectriaceae. The transcript has a single exon. The annotation marks the transcript as partial. The record is from RefSeq and is a predicted model, not a curated record.
AUGUCUAUCGAGCUUCCUCCCGACCAUCUCGAGGUCCUUGCCCUCCGCAACCGCAUUCAGCAUGUUGCAGAGGAGAAUAAAUAUGUGAAUGAUGAAAAUGAUCAUCUUCGUGAAAACAACGGCGAGCUCGCGUUAGAGAAUGACGAGCUCAAGAAGGGUCUCGCUCUGGCGGAGCAACGACUCGAGCGCGUGACCGACUUUUGGCGGUCCGCCGAGGAGGAACUCACAAAGCAAAUUGCUAUCAACGAGGACCUAACCAAGCAGCUCGAGGCU